GCGCGACGUACUUGCGAGACUGCAUAUAAGCACCGCAACUCGCUUAGAAUAAGGACAGCGGGAUCUCCCAGAGAAGAGAAACGACGGGAUCUUUCAACACUGGAACCAGAACCCUGCAUGCAGGGCCGACCAUGGCCCGCUCUCUCUUCGAGCUCCCCGACGAGCUGGUUCUGACGGCACUCAACCACAAAUUUCCCUGCCGAGAGCCGCAGAUUCGGGCUCUCUCGACACUUUUUUAUCCCGGCGCUGCACCAUGCCGAAACCUGGUCAUCUAUGGCACCGAGGCCACGGGCAAGAGCGCCAUCACGGCAGCUCUGCUGGCGGAGCUCUCAAACCAGAGCCCAGAUGACGGCUUCAUUCUCCGACACGCCAUAGUGAACUCGACGGAAUGCAUCACGGCCCGUCAUCUCUACGAGACCGUGGUCGCCAAGGUUAUGGAUGCCCUGGAAUGGGACGCAGCACCGCCAAGGUGCGAGACCGUCUCGCAGUUGGCUGUCGAGCUGUCUAAGCUGCUCAAGUACACGCCACGUCCCGACGGCUUCCGCUUCGUCUUGGUCUUUGACGCCAUCGACCGCCAGCGAGACGCUCCCCACACGCUGCUCCCAGCCCUGGCGAGGUUGUCCGAGAUAAUUCCCUCCCUUACGACCGCCUUCAUCGUCACCUCCCCACCCCCCAACUUCUUGCUCACCUCUUCCGUCCCCCACGUCCACUUCCCAGCCUACACCAAGCCCGACUUUAUCGCCAUCCUCUCCUUGUCCGCUCCCCCCGCCCUGCCCAACACAACCGCCCAGGAAACGGCGGACCUGUGGGCGCGCUUCACCGCCGCCGUCCACGACGCACUCGCCCGCGCCGCCUCCCGCACCCUGCCCUCCUUCCGCCAUGCCUGCACGGCUCUCUGGCCGCGCUUCACCGCACCCAUCCACGCAGGCACCCACUCGGCGCGCGAGUUCUCCAAGCUCCUCGUCGCCGCGCGCGUCCACUUCCAGGACGAGCGCCUGCUCGACCCGGGCGUGCUGGCCGUCACCUCUACUACCACCACCACUACCACCAGCAUGGCACCGAAACCAGCAACGCAAGCCACGGCAACCGGCAGCACCCUCAGCAAACAAAUCCCCCCACCAACACCACCACCACCACCACCACCACCACCACCACCACCACCACCACAAUCAAAAACGACAGCGACAAUCAUACCGACGGCCCUCGCGAAACCCAGGAGCGAGACAUCGGCCGGCCUCGCCCUCGCCACCCUGCUCCCGACGACCGCGCGCCUGCUCCUGCUGGCCGCCUACCUCGCCUCGCACAACCCGACCCGGCACGACCAGACGCUCUUCUCGACGCACUACCACGGUAGCCGCCGCGGUCGCCGCCGCCGCCACCGCCAACGCGGCCCCGGGCUGUCAUCUUCCUUCUCGUUGCCGGCGUCGGCGUCGGCGUCGGCGGCGGACGGCGCGCACGGGCGCGGGCGCGGGCGCGGGCGGGCCAAGCACCGCAAGAUUGCGCGCAAGCUGCUGGGCGCGCACGCGUUCGUGCUGGAGCGGAUGCUGGCCAUCUACGAGGCCGUGCGGGCCGAGUGGGAGGUCGGCGGGCGGGGAGUGGCCAAGGAGGAAGGAAGGGAGGAAGAAGCGGCGGCGGCGGCGGCGGCGGCGGCGCCCCUCGGGGACGCGGACCUGGGCGCGGCGAUCGCGACGCUGGCCAGCCUCAGAUUGCUGGUCAGGGUCGGCGGGGGAGCGGCGGGCGGCGCGGCGGGCGCGGCGGGCGCCGUCGGCGACGUGAUGGACCGCGGGGGCAAGUGGAGGGUGAACGUCGGGUGGGAGGUCAUCCGGGGGCUGGGGAGGGGUAUCGGAGUCGAGGUGGAGGAGUGGUUGAUCGAGUGAGUUAGAGAGAGAGGGAAGGAAAGAAAAAGAGAUUGCGUACCGAGGAACGCUGCACGUAUUC
Messenger RNA from Thermothelomyces thermophilus ATCC 42464, 1938 nucleotides. RefSeq lists its product as uncharacterized. Bases 132 to 1877 code for a protein of 581 amino acids. Gene Ontology annotation, biological process: DNA replication; DNA replication initiation. The transcript has 3 exons. The record is from RefSeq and is a predicted model, not a curated record. Gene Ontology annotation, cellular component: nuclear origin of replication recognition complex; nucleus. Lineage: Eukaryota; Fungi; Ascomycota; Sordariomycetes; Sordariales; Chaetomiaceae. Gene Ontology annotation, molecular function: DNA replication origin binding.